Molecule: messenger RNA, 1389 nt
Organism: Guyanagaster necrorhizus
Lineage: Eukaryota; Fungi; Basidiomycota; Agaricomycetes; Agaricales; Physalacriaceae
Product: kinase-like protein
Exons: 7
Coding region: 169-1377 (402 amino acids)
Source: RefSeq, a predicted model, not a curated record
UCCACCGCCACCACCACUAAUUUGUGAUUUCCUUUAUUCCUUCCUUGGGAACAAGUCAAACCGCGGAUAAAAAUAAAAUGCUAUACAAUAAUCACCGCUGAUACUACUGGUCCGGCUACUAAGAAACCGGGGUAAGCCCACCUAUGGACCGAGGAGCGCUGCCAUUUGAUGCUCUCUCCUGUACUCAUGUCUUCCAGCAAACCGCCGAAGAAGGUCGGUGGGGAAUACGGGCAAAUACGGGCAAAUAUCGAUGUCCCAAAAUUGGAGAGCUUUCUGGCGAGAAAUGUCCCUGAGGUUCGCUUGCCGCUGCAGGUGAAGCAGUUCAAGUUUGGACAGUCGAAUCCUACUUACUUCUUGACCGACGCCAGCUCCAAACGAUAUGUCUUACGGAAAAAACCUGCUGGCCAGUUGCUGUCGAAAACUGCGCACCAGGUGGAACGGGAAUAUACGAUGCUUCACGCCCUACAUACGUUCAAUAACAAGCCAAUGACUCGUCCUGAAGAACGCGUCCCUGUACCGGAGCCAUAUGUUCUAUGCGAAGAUGUGUCUGUGAUUGGAACACCUUUCUACGUGAUGGAAUUUGUAGACGGACGAAUCUUUACCGAUCCACGGAUGCCUGAAUCAAGUCCCGAAGAUCGAAGAGAAUGCUGGCUGGGUGCCGUACGAGCAUUGACUAAACUCAGCAGCGUCGACCCCGUUGCAAUUGGUCUUUCGAAUUUUGGUCCCUCGACCGACUACUUUCCUCGUCAGCUCAAAUCCCUUUCCGCUGUCUCGAAAGCCCAAGCUGCAGCCAAAGAUGUCGAAACAGGCAUACCUGUCGGAUCUAUACCCUCCUUCGACAACAUGAUUGAAUGGUACUAUGCCAACCUCCCUGACGAGUCCAAAAUUGGUCUCCGGAUUGUACAUGGGGAUUAUAAAAUGGACAAUCUCAUCUUCCAUCCUACGGAGAACCGUGUUAUUGGUAUCCUGGAUUGGGAACUAUGUACAUUGGGAAGUCCGCUCGCUGAUUUUGCCAACUUGACCCAGCCAUGGGCGAUAAACCCGGCUGACAUCGCAAUUACUAGGCACAAUUUGCUGGUGGCCUUUGGCGCUGAGAACCAGAAAGAUGUCCCGAUUCCUUUUGAGGAGCUGGAAAGAGAAUAUUGUAGAUUGAUGAAGCAGCCGUGUCCCAUCAAGGAGCUUGUCUUCGUUCGUAGCUGGAUGUUAUUCCGGUUGGCUAUCAUCAUACAAGGGAUUGCUGCAAGACACGCCAAACGUCAGGCAAGCUCUGCCCAAGCUGGAGCCUAUGGAUCCACCUUUAUUCUCAUGGGUAACCUGGCAAAGAUCUUCUUGGCGAAGAAUGGUGUGCGGCUAGAUGCGAAAAUAUUCAAGUUGUAGUAAUCGCCAUAU